CAUUAGUGGCAAAGAGGCGCCGAGAGAGCUUGCUCGUCGAGAUAAGAUUUUGGAGCUAUCUAGCUAGCGGGCGCAGCUCACGCCUCAGAGUUACAGGGACAAGAGAAGAGUGCAUCGCCGGAACUGAAAGGCAAUGGCCGCCUCCGCUUCUCUGCUCAAGUCGUCCCCGGUUCUCGACAAGUCCGAGUGGGUCAAGGGCCAGAGCCUCCGCCUCCGGCAGCCCGCCAUCUCGGUGGUGCGCUGCCACCCCACCGCCGCCACCGUCCGCGCCGCUUCCUCCUACGCCGAUGAGCUCGUCAAGACCGCUAAAACAGUGGCCUCGCCGGGGAGGGGAAUACUGGCGAUGGACGAGUCGAACGCGACGUGCGGGAAGAGGCUGGCGUCGAUCGGGCUGGAGAACACGGAGGCCAACCGGCAAGCCUACCGGACCCUGCUGGUGUCGGCUCCGGGCCUCGGGCAGUACGUCUCCGGCGCCAUCCUCUUCGAGGAGACGCUCUAUCAAUCCACUGUCGAUGGCAAGAAGAUGGUCGACGUUCUCGUCGAGCAGGGCAUUGUUCCCGGCAUCAAAGUCGACAAGGGUUUGGUGCCCCUGGUGGGAUCGAACAACGAGUCGUGGUGCCAAGGGCUUGAUGGGCUUGCCUCACGUUCAGCUGCCUACUACCAGCAGGGGGCUCGUUUCGCCAAAUGGCGUACUGUUGUGAGCAUUCCCAACGGGCCAUCGGCUUUGGCUGUCAAGGAAGCUGCCUGGGGCCUCGCUCGCUAUGCUGCCAUCUCUCAAGACAAUGGGUUGGUCCCAAUCGUUGAGCCAGAAAUCUUGCUUGAUGGGGAGCACGGAAUAGACAGAACUUUUGAAGUGGCUCAGAAGGUCUGGGCAGAGGUCUUCUUCUACCUUGCUGAGAACAAUGUCAUGUUCGAAGGAAUCCUCCUCAAGCCCAGCAUGGUCACCCCUGGAGCUGAGUGCAAAGACAGGGCCACACCGGAGCAAGUUGCCUCAUACACCCUCAAGCUCCUCCACCGGAGAAUCCCCCCGGCCGUCCCCGGAAUCAUGUUCUUGUCUGGUGGGCAAUCAGAAGUUGAAGCAACCCUGAACUUGAAUGCGAUGAACCAAGGACCCAACCCAUGGCAUGUGUCUUUCUCCUAUGCCAGAGCUCUCCAGAACACCUGCCUGAAGACAUGGGGAGGGCGCCCGGAGAACGUGAAGGCGGCUCAGGACACUUUGCUGGUCCGGGCCAAGGCCAACUCGCUGGCUCAGCUCGGCAAGUACACCGGCGAGGGAGAGUCGGAGGAGGCCAAGAAGGGAAUGUUUGUCAAGGGCUACACCUACUAAUUAUAAAAUGAAGCUGGGAUGGGUUGGUGAUGAUCGAUGAAGAAGCUGUGAGAGCCGUGAAGAGGGUGAUGAAUGAAGUGGUGAAAUUAAAUUUAACUUGGGUUUCUCGAUCUCCCAUCUCCUCAUUGUGUAAUGCUCUGCUUGUAACAGUGGAAUACUAUUUUUGCCAGUUUACUUACAUGUACUUGUAGCCAUGUAAUAAACUCCUUGCUCGUGAGAGAUCCUCCUGCUUAA
Messenger RNA from Diospyros lotus (date-plum), 1561 nucleotides. Its product is annotated as fructose-bisphosphate aldolase 2, chloroplastic. Bases 134 to 1327 code for a protein of 397 amino acids. Lineage: Eukaryota; Viridiplantae; Streptophyta; Magnoliopsida; Ericales; Ebenaceae. Gene Ontology annotation, cellular component: cytosol. Gene Ontology annotation, molecular function: fructose-bisphosphate aldolase activity. Gene Ontology annotation, biological process: fructose 1,6-bisphosphate metabolic process; glycolytic process. The transcript has 6 exons. The record is from RefSeq and is a predicted model, not a curated record.